Messenger RNA from Symbiodinium natans, 1329 nucleotides. The record is from the annotation of a GenBank genome assembly. NCBI's taxonomy places the organism in Eukaryota, Dinophyceae, Suessiales, Symbiodiniaceae.
AUGGAUGGUGUUCCAUGGCAUCUGCAGCGAAGCUAUUUGAAGUCGGACUGGCACCGCAGCACCUUUUCUCCUGUACUUCCAAAUGUUCGCCAGCAACUGGAAGGUCGUGCUCGCCCUGAAGCAGACAAGGCUCUUCGGCCGAGAUCAGCAGGGACUCGCCGGGAUCUAGCUCUGGAUCCGAGUGUGCGACGUGUUUGCCGGCUGCUUCCUCUUCCCAGGAUACAGGACAUCAGCGGCUCCUCCACAGAGGAACAAGGAGUCUUUCAGGAGGCUGUUCUGGUCAGCGAUUCAAAGUUGACAGAGGUGCUCAGCAAGCAGGAUCAUCACGACAUCGUUGCCGACAGCAUCCAGCGACUCUGGCUGUCUGACUUGCCGUGGCUUUCCGCGGGAGCUCUUGCGCCCAUGGCAGGCAACUUUAAAGAACUGCGGGAGCUCAGCCUUCGUCGUACCCGAACAGAUGAUGCUUCUGUUGCGGCCAUCAUUGCAGGAUGUGGAAAACUGGAGCGGUUGGACAUCAGCUGCUGCAUGCUCACGGACAUAUCCUGCGUGGCGCAGCUUGCGGAUUUGCGAGAGCUCAGGGCUUCGCGUUGCCCAGCCGUGACGGAGGAGUUCGUGGGAUCCCUGCGCCAGCUUCGACGGCUGGAGGUGGUUGACCUCUCAUACUCUGCGGGAGUUAGCGAUCAGGCACUGGUUCAGAUGGCUGCUGGGUGCAUGAGGCUGAAAAGGCUGGCGCUUGUGUGUUGUCCGCGGAUUGGCGAUGCAGGCCUUCUGGCCAUGACGCAAGCCAACCCAGGCAUUGGACAUCUCUUGCUUGCCCUCAACCCUGACCAGUUUUCCGACGACAUGACUUCUCAGGCAAUGGUCAAUCUGAAACGACUACGUGUUCUGGAUUUGACGAACUGUCCCCAGUUGAGUAGACAGUUGCCUUUUGCCAUCGCGAAGCAGUGUGAAUACCUGGAGGAUCUAAGCUUGGCUUCCUGCCCCAUGCUGCGGGAUGAUCACGUGCGGCGGAUCUUGCUUAGCUGCCAGCGGCUGCAGCGGCUGGACCUUUCAGGCUGCAAGAUCCUCUCUGUAACGGUCUUUCUGGAGGUUGUGCCACAUGCACAUUCCCUACGACGCUUGAACCUUUCGCACAUACCAGCAAUCACAGACCAGGCUGUUGCAGCAAUCUAUCGAGCCUCAAUGGCUGGCGACAGCGGUUUCGAUGCUGCUGCAAUUGCAGCAAACUUACGGGCAGCGGCAGCCGCAGAAGAAGCAGAGGAGGAAGACGACGAGGAGGGCAGCGAAGCCAGACACCCAGGAGCUGCGCAACAAAUCUGGUGCAUUUAG